Molecule: messenger RNA, 1100 nt
Organism: Ruditapes philippinarum (Manila clam)
Lineage: Eukaryota; Metazoa; Mollusca; Bivalvia; Venerida; Veneridae
Exons: 3
Coding region: 101-661 (186 amino acids)
Source: RefSeq, a predicted model, not a curated record
UAAAAGCACAUUAUAAAUGCUUGACUAGGCAAGCAAUAAGCUGUAUUUUCCUCAUAAAAAUCAUAUUAGAAAAAAAUCAGAUUUUAUAUUAAAUGUUACAAUGGGGAAGACUGUGUUGUUUUCUUUAGUGUUCAUUGGAUUGAUAAGUUUGACUUAUACUCGCAAAGAAGAUGACAGUGAGCUUUUACAAAAGAUUAUCGACGCUCUCUCCGAUCCAAAUGAUAAACACGACGUCUUGAAAAAUAUUAAAAGGAACCUGGGAUCAAAUGACGUCAGAGGUAUGAAUGAAAGAAAAUCAGACAAGGACGAAAGAAUUGGAAACAAUUUUGGAACAAGGCAAGGCUCAGGAGAUCCUAAUGGACAUGAGUAUUACGUCAACAUUCCAGAACAUACGUCACAGCAUGUACAUAAAGAUGACGACCUAUACCGGGCAAUAGAUAGCUUUCUACAAGCUAAAAGAGCUCGAGCAUGGUUAAAAUGGCUCGAACAUGGUGGGCAUAAAGGUACAAGCACAACAACCGCCGCAGCACCUACAUUCACGACGACUGCACCGACAACACUACCCCCAACAACUGCUGCACCGACCACUGCACCGACUACUAGAAGAACGUAUAUCUCAUGGUGUAGAAUAUCGUGGUGGGGUUGGCGGAGGAGAUGUUAGUGAGCAAAUUCUCAUCUGUGAAAUUUACAAUGCAGAUAUUCAAACUAUUUUCUAGUCCAUAGGUGUGUUAAAUUUUUAAAUUCACUAAAAGCAAUAUAACACCUGAUUUCUAGAAUGUCAGCUUAAGCCUUGAAAGAAAAUUUAUACAUAAACAAUAUAAAUGGUUUCUCACUUAAUAAGAAACACACCAUUUUUAUCAUUAGAUACGAAGCAUAAUAUUCUAAAACCGAGCGAUAUCUGCUUAAUUGUUUAGAUCUUGAAAAACUACGUAGAUUGUAUUUACCAUAGUGCAUGCAUAGCUGUGGUGUACAUCGUACCAUUUUCAAGAAUUAAUUUACCCUUUGAAAAACAUUGUCAUUUAUAAUAUCAGUAUAAUCAUGUUAUAUUGUAGAAAUAGAUUCAACUUUACUGCAUUUGUCUUUUUUAUAUUAUUAUUCUA